Molecule: messenger RNA, 1763 nt
Organism: Belonocnema kinseyi
Lineage: Eukaryota; Metazoa; Arthropoda; Insecta; Hymenoptera; Cynipidae
Gene: Mob4
Product: MOB kinase activator-like 4
Exons: 4
Coding region: 19-684 (221 amino acids)
Cellular component (GO): cytoplasm
Source: RefSeq, a predicted model, not a curated record
AGUGCAACAACUGGCAAAAUGAAGAUGGCGGAAGGAUCCACAAUCUUGAGAAGAAACAGGCCCGGAACGAAGGCAAAGGACUUCUGCAGAUGGCCCGACGAACCUUUCGAAGAAAUGGACAGCACGCUGGCCGUGCAGCAAUAUAUUCAGCAGAUGAUAAGGAAAGACCCAUCAAGUAUCGAUUUAAUUCUUAGCAUGCCAGAAGCUCAGGACGAAGGAGUUUGGAAAUAUGAACAUCUCAGACAAUUCUGUAUGGAAUUGAACGGACUAGCAGUUAGACUACAAGAAGAAUGCCAUCCAAACGCCUGUACACAGAUGACCGCCACCGAACAGUGGAUAUUUUUAUGUGCAGCUCACAAAACACCCAAAGAAUGCCCAGCCAUUGAUUACACCCGGCACACUUUGGACGGAGCUGCCUGUUUAUUAAACAGCAAUAAAUAUUUCCCAAGCAGAGUAAGCAUUAAGGAAUCUUCAGUCGCUAAACUCGGCUCUGUUUGUCGUAGAGUUUACCGAAUUUUUUCACACGCAUAUUUCCAUCAUCGAACAAUAUUUGACGAAUUUGAAAAUGAGACCUUCCUUUGUCGAAGAUUUACGGCUUUUGUAACAAAGUACAACCUCAUGUCAAAGGACAAUUUAAUAGUACCGAUAAUGGAAGAAGAGGGACCAACUGAAAGCGAGGCAUAAUAAAAUACUCAAAGAUUGGCCUUAGUGUCCAAAGAGAAUGACUCAUUUGACCGAUUUGCUGAAAAACUGAAUAAUUGCUCGAUCGAUCGCCUACUACUGUUUUCUGUAGUGGUGUGGAGGUUUCAUAAAAUCAGUGAGUACAGCAGCACACAAGUCACAACACUUGUAAAAUCAAGUCCAAUUCCAAGGAUUGAUCAGAACGGACCGGAAACGAAUCGUCGAUCCGUACAUGUAUGAUUCACAAUGAAUUUAAUCGCUAAUUUUCAAUUGAGUUCCUAACCAGUUCUCAAUCUGUAUGUAUUUAACUGUAUCUACUUUAAUAAAUUAUGUACAUUAUCUAGGAUUAUUAUCGCGAAAACUAAUGUCAUGCAUUUAGAAAAAUAUGUUAAAACCUUUAAUUCAUUGGCCGAAGUAUUAGAUUUUAUUUUUCAAUGAAUUACGUACAAUCAGUAUGAAAACAGCUGCUAAGAACCUAAAUCACGAUCGGUACGCGACAUUUGGUACCUGAAAUGCACUUACUAAUACGCAUCGAUCUUUUUACGUUUUAUACAAUGUAACCGACUGAAUACAGCGUUACACGUUUUUGAAGAAAGAAUUUUGUUGCUCUGUAUGCGUGUAAAAAUAAUAAUACUUUCCGCGGUGCGACUGAACCAAGUCUGAAUUCAAAUUUAAUGCUGAUGGCAUUUUUAACAUUUUUUUAUUAUGAUUGUCGGUCAUCUCACGAACAUUUAUUUCAGGAUGAAGAUUAAAUUAAUCUUUGAUGCCCUUUUUUUUAAGAAUGCCGAUUUUAGUAUUUUAAGUUUUAUAAAAUGAAGAUAUGAUAAAAGUUGCAAAAUUAUUUUUUUUUUUUCACUUGAUAUUUGUGUUAUUUAUUGUGUUUCUUUGACAUCGUGUGAAUAUUUAGAGAUAACAAUUUUAAAAAGCGUUUCAGUUGUUUUUGGAAAAAGUCCAUUUUUCUAUUUAUUUAACUUCAGAUAUAAAAAUUUCCCUUAAAUGACAGAGCAAAUGAUGCCGAGAUUUUUUUUCGCUUGAUUUUCUUAUCGUCUUGCUAAAAAAUAAUCGAAAUCAAUAACAUAAAU